GCAAAGAAGGCCACCUUUCCCGUGGCAGACAAAAUUGUGUACAGGUGUGACCGCCAAACCCAGUUUCGGAACUUUGAAGACAUGUUUUCCUUGACCAGCUUCAGCAAAAAGAAGCCUCAGCUGGCGCUUGCAGAUGCGGACCACAUUACGCAGCACUUCGCCUUGGAGCACUGGAGGCAAACCGGAUCCAGCGCAACUGCGCUCUACUAUGCAGCCCUUGUGCCUCUCGCAGACACCGAUGCCCGCUAUGACAGUGACAGUGAUUUGUUCAGGCUCAUGCAAGAUGUUUUGGCUGCGCCAUCUUUGAGCACGAGCCCUUCGCUGGCUUUGGCGGUGGACGAUGCUGGAUUCCAGUUCCAGAUCACUGAAGAUGAGACUGCCGGUUUGACCAGGUCAGGAGCUGCGCAGGUGGCCAUAGUCCCCGAAGAUGGCUUGUCUAGGUGCACACUCUUCAGAGUGAACCACUGGUAUCCUUCGCGAAUGAAACAAGUUCAAGGCAACUUCCAGGCUUCGCUUUGCGCGAAGGAUGUGGCGGUGAGUUUGUACGCAAUAGCGGAGCUGGAUUCAGACACUCAGGUGCUUCGCACAACUGGGGUGCCAGAAGGCAAGUCCGGGACUGCAGCCACGGCUGUGGCAUUGGUGAAUGAAGCUUUAUUUCGGGACAAGGUGUUUGUGUUCGCCACUGACCCGGAGCCCACCUUUGCGCUGCGAGGAAAUUGGCCAGCAAAGUGGUCCGAGGCAGUUUCCAGGCUGUUUGCAGCAAAAGCUUUGCCGGACUCGAAAGAAGCCCACAAAGUUCAAGGCAGCGUGUCUGGCCAAGCAGAAAGGCUGAUACUGGCAGAGAUGGAAAGGGAAGGGCUUGCAAAGGAAGAUUUUGCAGAAGAGACAGCUGCCACCAGCAGCAACUGGCGCCUAACUCCCAAGGCUGUGGAGCAAUCUCAGCAGUUGUUCACGCUCCGAAGUCCAUGCUCUGUUUUGGCCCACAGGAAUUUGCCAGAGAAGCUUGAGUGGACCCGCUUCGAAAUUGCCCAGCACUUGAAGAGCAAGGGAUGGGCGUCCGUGAGCAUUCGGAAGAUUCCACCAAGGUUGAGGUCAGAUUUGUCUUUGCAUGUGGAGGAUGUGGGCGAGGGCCAUAUCCUUUCAGAGUUUGGGCCUCCUCACAAAAUGUGGGUGUACAAGGCUGGCGUACCAAGUCACGCUUAUUUGUCAGCCAUGCUGGCUGUUGAGCUGAGGCGUGAUAUGCUAUUGGCGUGCGGAAUCCAGGCCCUGCCGCACACGCAAACUGAACAGUUUUUCAAAAUUUUUGCAGAGGCAGCGUGGGAGAAGAGACCGCUGGACGAUUUCUUGCGCAUGCAGGACGACCAGCAGCCAGCAAGGCCAGCGAAUGCCAACGUUUUGCCCGACCCGGAAGCUUGUUCUGAUGCUGAUGGCAACUCCGAAAACUUGGACCCAGAGAUUGCAGAGUUUGAGAACUCGUUGGAAGCAGAGUUGGAAAAGUUGUUGGCGGAAGAGGAGGCUGAACAUCCGGAUGCGCCGGCCGCAGAAGCAAGUGCUGAUGAGAGGGCAGAGGUUUCAGGUGAAGUCGCAGGUGGCAGCCGUGAUGCAAGAGACAGCGCGGGGGAGGAUGUGGGCCCUGAUACGGCUGCGACAAAGCGCGUGGUCAGAGAAAAAACUCACAUGUGGGGGCCAUUCCGAAUCACCCACAAACUUACGAAGGCUGGGAAGGAAAGCUGGCAGGCCAUUUGCUUGGCGCACAGAGACGAGAGCGCGCGCUGCACAAAGAGUUUGUCCUUUGUUGCAGCCACAGAGGAGCUGCCCAAUUCAUAUUAA
Messenger RNA from Effrenium voratum, 1830 nucleotides. The record is from the annotation of a GenBank genome assembly. Lineage: Eukaryota; Dinophyceae; Suessiales; Symbiodiniaceae.